AUGAGUACUUUGAAUAUUGAAAAGAAUAGAUUCAUGAAGAAAGCAUAUGAAAAGAAAUCCCAAAGAGAAAUAUCUACAAGUCCACUUUUAAUGAUAUUGAAGACAGAUGAAGAAAUUGAUGAUCUAAAUUCACCCAUUUCUACCCAUUUAUAAAUACCAAUUUUCAGUCCAACUAAGUUCAUAUUUCCAAACUUGGCAUACUAGAAAAAAAUUAAAUGA
Molecule: messenger RNA, 219 nt
Organism: Paramecium pentaurelia
Lineage: Eukaryota; Ciliophora; Oligohymenophorea; Peniculida; Parameciidae
Source: the annotation of a GenBank genome assembly